Messenger RNA from Pocillopora meandrina, 990 nucleotides. NCBI's taxonomy places the organism in Eukaryota, Metazoa, Cnidaria, Anthozoa, Scleractinia, Pocilloporidae. The record is from the annotation of a GenBank genome assembly.
AUGCCAGCAAAGAUUGCCUUCUUCUCAUCAGUGGCAAAACAGAUCAAUCCUUUUCUCACAGCAUUUCAGACUGAUAAACCUAUGCUGCCAUUCAUGAGUAUCAGUUUGUACACUUUGUUGAAAUCAUUGUUGAAUAGGUUUAUCAAGGGUGAACUUGUUACCGAGGCAACAUCUCCUCUGAAGAUCCUGAGGUUGAAGCCCACUGAUAAAGAACAGCAGUUAGACUACCAGAAAGUUGAUGUUGGCUUUGUGGCACAACACAUGCUGAAAGAAAAAUCUGGGAAAUUGAGUGAAAGGCAAGUUCUUCAAUUCAGAAUGGAAUGUAAAGAUUUUCUUGCAAAAACAGCCUCUAAACUGCUUGACAAAACACCAAUAAAUUAUCGACUAGUAAGAAGUAUGUCUUGUCUGGAUCCAAGGCUAAUGGCAUCAGAGAAAGAAGGAUGUGUCAAAAAAAUGAAAAGAGUUCUUGAAAUUCUUGUGGAAGCCCACAGAUUGAAGGCUGAUGAGUGUGAUGAGGUGAUAUAUCAGUUUGGACAGUUUUUGGAUGAAUGUGCAGGUAAUCCUGACUUUGAAGAUUUUGACCCUAGUGAAUCCUCUUUAAGAGUCGACACACUGUUAUAUGAACACAUGGCUGGUAAUAAGCAACUGGCAAAAGCAUGGGGGGUAGUUGAAUUAUUGCUGCUAAUGUCUCAUGGUCAAGCCACAGUUGAAAGAGGAUUUUCUGUAAACAAAGAAGUGGCAGUUGAGAACCUGUCGGGAAGAUCUUUCAUUGCACAGAGGAUUAUUCAUGAUCAUAUUGAAUCAGUUGGAGGCCUUGCCAAUGUAAAAAUCUCAAAGCAACUACUUAUGGCAUCUGCUGGAGCGCGACAGAAAUAUAUUUCCUAUCUAGAAGAGCAGAAGAGAAUUAAAGUGUCCCAGGAAAACACGCUUAAAAGAAAGGCAGCAAUGGAUGGGAUUGAUGUGCUGAAGAAGAAAAAAACGGCAAAUUGA